AUGGCGAACCCGGAGGAGGCUGUGGAUUUCGAGCCAGAGGAAGACGAUCUGAUGGACGAAGACGUUGACGCUUCAUCACCUAGGGCACCGAUGCCAAAGCUGAAAUCAGCCAUUACAGGUGGCGGCGGCGGUUCUUCUGCUUCUAAGAAAAUCAAAGGACGGGGUUUCCGUGAAGAGACUGCUGAGGCUGAAAGGAAUGCUCGCCUUUCUGCUCGAUUUGAUUCACUUGACUCCGAAGGUGGCCCUGGACCUGAACGAUCCAUUGAAGGAUGGAUUAUUUUAGUCACUGGAGUCAAUGAGGAGGCACACGAAGAUGAUCUUCAUAAUACAUUUGGUGAGUUCGGGGAGAUCAAGAAUUUGCAUUUGAAUCUGGAUCGUCGUUCUGGAUUUGUCAAGGGUUAUGCACUUAUUGAAUAUGAAAACUUUGAAGAAGCAGAGAGAGCUAUUAGUGAAAUGGAUGGGAAUGAGCUGCUAACUCAGACUAUACAUGUUGAUUGGGCAUUCAGCAAAGGUCCUUUUAGAAGGAGAAAUGUUAGGAGGAGGUCACCUCGUAGUCAUCGUUCUAGAAGUCCCAGGAGGAGAUUCUAG
This is a messenger RNA of Solanum lycopersicum (tomato), 588 nucleotides long. RefSeq names its product RNA-binding protein 8A-like. Gene Ontology annotation, cellular component: nucleus; exon-exon junction complex; cytoplasm. Lineage: Eukaryota; Viridiplantae; Streptophyta; Magnoliopsida; Solanales; Solanaceae. The record is from RefSeq and is marked provisional. Gene Ontology annotation, molecular function: mRNA binding. Gene Ontology annotation, biological process: RNA splicing.